Paramecium tetraurelia is the source of this 1911-nucleotide messenger RNA. RefSeq lists its product as uncharacterized. Lineage: Eukaryota; Ciliophora; Oligohymenophorea; Peniculida; Parameciidae. The transcript is spliced from 2 exons. The record is from RefSeq and is a predicted model, not a curated record. Gene Ontology annotation, molecular function: phosphatidylinositol kinase activity. Gene Ontology annotation, biological process: phosphatidylinositol metabolic process.
AUGACAAUAGUCACAGUCGCUUACGUUGAUAUUGGUUGCACAGCCAUAUCGAUGCUGGCUUGCUUUUUAAUUUGUAUUUUAGGGAUUGUCUCCCCUAUUUAUCGGAAAUACCCUUCAAAGUUUAUUUUCCUCAUUAAUAUUAGAAUCAUUGUGUGGAUUUCCAGCUUAUUUAUAGUCUUAGGCAUAUUUAUCUUUAUUGAUUAAGCUUUGGUUAUUAUUGAAAGCAAUCAUAAAAGUGCAUUUUCGGAAUUACAUAAAUUAACCAAAUUCCUCAUAGGUGUUAUUAUAAUUAUUAUCUCAAAUUAGUUUAUUUUAUUUCUCAAUGAAGUAAAAAUAUGCAUUUAUAAUCCUUUUUAAGCAACAUCCUCAUCUGUUUUUUUAUUUCUAUUAUUGUUGCAAUGCCUAUUAAUUUUAGUAUUGAUUAUCAUACCACUACUAUUUUGGAAUAAUAUAAAAACAUACAGUGUUUUGGCUUCCUACAUCAAUUUUUUUAGUUUCUUGAUUUGCACCCUUUUCUACUUAGCAAUAUGGAUAAUUUUGAAUAAAAACAAAACAUUAUAAAGUAAAAGACUUUACAAAUUCAAAAGUGAUUUUGUGAAAUAAUAAGCCUCUUGGCUCUUCACUAUGUUGACAAUUAAUUUUGCUUUUUCGUAUUAUAAUCUAGACUUUAAUGAGGAUAAAGACUCAUAUACAUUAAAAGUAGCCUUGAGUUUAGAAGGUUUGUUCUUCUCUAUUUUCCAUCUCAUUUAACCCUAUUCUUAUCAGAAACUAUACUAAGUGUUCUUUAGAUCGUGUCAAUAACAAUCCUACAUAGAGGAUAUAGAAAGUAUUGAAUACGGAUUGAAUAGCGAUAUUCAAAAUAAGAUGAUGCCAAUAUAUGAGAAAUUGCUAAAGACCUAAAUCAACGAGCUUGUCAAAGGAUUAGUCAAGGCUGUCUAUGCAACCCUUGAAAAGCAAUUCGAUCACCAUAUGAAAGAAUUUGAGAUGAAGAGAACUUACACAUUUAAAUUUCACCUAUCAGAACUAGAUGAAAGCAGAAUUUCAUAUAAUGAGAAUGAUGUCAUUAGAGAUUCUAUCAUUUUAGUGAACACAUAUCAUCCAAACAGUUUUACUACUCUAUUGAAAUAAGACAAUUUGACUAAAAACAUAUUGGAAUACACCUUAGAAUUGUAGUACAAUUAGAAGGCCUUUGAAAAAGCAAAGGAAUCUAUGGGUAGAAGUGGAGCAUUUUUUUUUUAUAGUUAAAAUAAUAAACUCAUUGUUAAGACCGUUGAAAAAUCUGAAAUCAAAGAUUUCUUAGAUGGUCGUAUAGUUUCAUAUUUUAAUCAUAUCAGUGGAAAUAAAAAAUCACUCAUUGCUAAAAUUUAUGGAAUAUUUAAAAUUAAAUUGAUGGCUUACAAAACACAAUAUAUAGUUUUAAUGGAAAAUUCGUUUGAACAAAUGAAAACGUUAGACAAUGAAUUUGUAGUAUAUGAUUUAAAAGGCUCAACUGCAAAUAGAACCUCAAAAUCUGAAGAUAGUGUUCAAAAGGAUAAUAAUUUUAAAUAAUCUCCUUACAACCCUAUUAAUUUAGAGAAAGAACUUUCUGAUCAAAUAAAGCAAUAGUUUAAGGAUGAUUGCUACUUUCUUAGAGAUAUUGGAUAUAUGGAUUAUUCAUUACUUUUAGGGAUCUGCGUAUAAAAUACAUAAUAAAGUGAGAAUGAUAAUUACAGAUUUGUAGUCAAUGAAGCGAAAAAUAUCGUUUACUCAUUUUCAAUUAUAGAUUAUUUAUAAAGAUUCAAUCAAUCAAAAAAAAGCGAAUAAUGUUUCAAAAGAAGUGUGAGAUUUAAAAAGAAAUAGGACUUGUCUUGUAGAAGUCCAGAUCCUUACUGCAAAAGAUUUUUAAACUUUAUUGAUUCCUUUAUUGUUUGA